This is a messenger RNA of Peromyscus californicus insignis, 6026 nucleotides long. It is a transcript of the gene CUNH14orf132, whose product is annotated as chromosome unknown C14orf132 homolog. The record is from RefSeq and is a predicted model, not a curated record. The coding region runs from base 249 to 863 and encodes 204 amino acids. NCBI's taxonomy places the organism in Eukaryota, Metazoa, Chordata, Mammalia, Rodentia, Cricetidae. The transcript has 2 exons.
CAGACUCCCCGCUUUGUUCUGCCCAAUUCAAGAGCCAAGCACUCCAGAGUGGGGGCACAGGGUUGCCACUGAAAGCCCGCGUCUAUCUACUCCUGGUCACCCCGUCACUCGGCCAACCCCAGGAAGACUGGAGUCAAGUGUCCUAGGAAGGGCGCCAGCCACGCUGGAUUUGGGCUGGAGGCUGGCUCACCAACCCAGCUGGCCCACCGCAGGCCUCAGUUUCCCCAUUUGGCCAAGGCAGAGAGCGGAUGGCGAGAAAUCAGGGGUCCUGCUCGGCCCGCCCCCGGGGGUGGGGCUGGGAGUGGUCACGUGGAGGGGCGCCGCGCCCGGGGUCUCCCGCCCACUCGGCGUCGGGAGCCGGAGCCCGGAGCCGCCAGCGAGGACGCCGCCGCGAGGGCUGGAAAGGCGCCGCCACGCCGGGGCUGCUGAGGUCACGGUCACCGGGGCCUGAGGGCACCUGCUCGCUCUUCCGCCCGCUCCCUGAAAGCUGUGCGGGUGGCUGGACCCGCAGCGGCGACGCCGACCACAGCAGCAGCAGCAGCAGCAGCAGCAGCAGCAGCGAGGACUGGAGCGCGGGCAGCCCCAGCAGCAGCCACGCCAGCAGCGACACCAUGGAUCUGUCUUUUAUGGCCGCGCAGCUGCCCAUGAUGGGAGGAGCGUUCAUGGACUCACCCAACGAGGACUUCAGUACGGAAUACUCCCUGUUCAGCUCCCCGGCCAACGUCCACGCAACCUCCAAUGGCCACGGCCAGCCAGAGGAGUCUCCUCGCUCCUCCAACGAUGCUGUUCUGCUAUGGAUUGCCAUCAUAGCAACAUUGGGGAACAUAGUGGUGGUAGGGGUGGUGUAUGCCUUCACCUUCUGAAGGCACAGGGAUGCUGAAGCUGCGGGGAAGCCCCUCUUGCACUGGACUCACACGGCAAGGCUAUCCAUGUGGCUCCAUCUUGCUCCCGGCCACUGGAGACGCACCUAUGUUCUAGAUCUAGGCUUGAAUGGCCUCUGGAGGGGCAGCCACUUUGCAUCUGUGACUUCCCCCAGGCAGUUCUGAUUUAGAAUAUCCCAGUGUUGUGGUUGAGCUGAUGGAAGCAAUGCCUUGAAGUUGGUGCUUCCAGCCCCUAAAAGCUUGAUGGGCCAAGUCCUUCCAAUGACAGACUGAACAAUUCUUGAAGUUUCAGUCAGUCCUAGAACCCAAGAACAGGUUGAGCAUCCUAUUAGGUUAAAAAAAAAUGUAGACCUGGUUUGUUGACACUUGCCCAGCAGGCAAUUGUCACUUGGAUGUCUUAUUUUCUGCAGACUUAUUGAACCCAGUGUGUGGGUACUGGGACAAGAAGAACUCUCACAAGUUAGGACUCCCACCUUUUAAUUUUGUGUCCCACCACUUGGAAUAUUGAUGGUGAUGUUGUAGGGUCAUAGGAUGUUGUGAAAUUGACUUACAGACAGUGCUUUGCCACCAGACACUUGGACCCUUGCAGGACCCAAGUGCAUCAGAAAAUCCAGGGACUAGGAUGAAGGCUCUGAUCUUUUUAAAACAAGCAGAGGAUGCCUUCAAAAUUUAGAUCCCCCCAGGCAGUUAACCCUUCACUACCCAAGCAAAGUCACCCUCUCUUCUCCGAGGAUGUGUGGGAGUUAAAAAUGAAUUAGUCGUGUCCCUUCAUCAUUGGACAGAUGUCAUGGCAAAGGGACAUGAUGAUCCUGUGGUUGGAUAAUGAUGGUGUCGGAGCAGCAAGGCAUUCCCUAAUCUGGCUGAGUCUGGUCUCCACCCUAGCCAAGCUCUCUAGUGAGCGUAUCCCCACCUCAGCAACUGAGGCAGAGAUGGAAUCCCCAGGAGGUGUUCAAUGUGGAGACUUCCCAGGUCAUCCAGUGUCUAUGCUGUAAAAUGGUGUAUAGAUGCUGUGGUCUCCCUCACAGGUCUCACUCCCCACAUCCAUCACUGUAUCCAGCAUACUUGCAAAUGCUUUGGCCCCAGGGGAAGCUGUUAGUACUGAGAACUGGUCCAACCUCUGUAACCAAGAAGUAGGGGCAUAGGGUGUCUGCUAAGAUGCCUAGGAUCAUCAGCAGGGCAGGAUGCUGGGCUGGCAGGUAGCUGUUGUGUGCUGAUGUUGGACGUUGCCAGAUGUUUGCUCUGACUUCCUGCCUCACUAGCAGGACCCUCCUCAUCACACCCCCAAGUCUUUCCCUAGAGCAAGAGGAGGGACAUCCUCAUGAGAGAACCCAGGCAAGGGAUGGGGGCAGGAGUGUGCUGUGAUGUCUUCACAUAGCACCUCUGUCCCAGUGCUAUCUGAUUUACCCCAGGGGAGUAGUAGCCAGUAGUCCAUCCCCUACCUUGUCUCCAUGGAGACAGCAAGUUGAGGAGGGAUCUGUGCCUGCUGUGAUGAGAGAGGAAGGGACAGAAAUGAUGAGGACAGCUCCUAGUCUUGUAAAGUAUUGGCAUGUCAGCGCUUUGUAUGUACACACACACACACACACACACACACACACACACACACACACAGUCAGUUAAACCCGUGUUGAUGUCUCUCCUGCUCUCCUGGGUCAGAGCCACAGAUGGUCAUGAGCAUUGGAAGCCCCUUUUGUCCAUAUGGCAUCAACUGGUCCCUUUCUGUCAUUCUGUCCCUGCAGUUUCCUAUCCGAACUUCCUCACCACAGAUGACAGUGAGGAGUAAAUGACGGGUACCAGCCAGGGUGAACCACACUCUCCCUCCUGUCUCUGCUUCCUUCUGUCUUGGUCGUCAGGAAAGGGACGAACAGGCCUGAGCUCGGUACUUGAGUACUGUGAACAGGCACGAUGCUAGAUUUCUGUGCACAGCCUUCGUCCCUUUGUCCCCUCACAGCAGCAGUGCCCGAGUGUGCAAAAAGGAAGCCAGAGGCUCAGAGCAGUGGCGUAACUUUCCUGAGGCCACACAGCAUGGAAGUGAGGAUCUGGGAUUGGAACCUGGGAAGCUAGGUUCUUCAGCUGGCUCUCCCUGUGGUACUGUCCCGCCUUGAGGCUGAUGGCACCACUGAGGCACAUUUGAACUGGACUUGCAUCUUCAGAAGGUAUUUUCCAAGGUGUCACAGUUUGGAAUGGCCUGGGCCAUCCUUGGGUCUCAGACCAUCAGAAUGGGGCAGCCUCGGCAUUGUCUAGACUCAAGAGGUGUGGUCCUUACCCCACCCAUUCAAGAAUGACCUAGAGUCUCCAUGUAAGUUUCCAAGAAGGGUCCCCGAGGUGGGUUUCUUGGGUGCAUGUAGAAAGGGCCCCAAAGCCCUAAAAAGUUGCACAUUAGAAGGCUUCCAGUGGACAGCACUGAGGUCAGAGUGCGGACCUGUGUGGCAAGUUGACCUGAGCUGAACUACAGUCUUUCUGUGAGCCCCAAAGCUCUCCCGAGCAGGGAUUGUGUAACUUCUUUGGGAUCCCAGCCAGAACCCCAUUGGCUUCGCCCUGGAUAAGGUGGACCCCAGAACCUCCUUACUUUGACAGGAAGGGCCUGGCCUUUUGUAUAGCUGGCCCUUGGAGAAGUACUGCAUUUUCUGGAAUGUCCUGUGGUCCAUGAAACCCUGUUAGAGAGACUAAUGAGUCCCUUCCCUGCCUGGAGGGAGCCCUGUUCCUCCUUGCAUGAGUUUCUAGGGUCCCAGGGAGCGGGAAAGGGGGCAGGCCAGUGCCACACAGCCAGAGAGGCAGCAGGCCAGCAUCUUGGGUGGAUGUCUGCCAGCCCACCUUAGCAUUUAUCAGGAUCUGUCUGGGAGCCAGAGCCAUUUGGCUGCAUGUGUGCUCCUUGCACUCUGGUCCUCUCAUGCAGGAGCAUGGCUUCCCUUUGGGAUCAAUGGGUAGUGAAAUCUCUCCUGCUGCCUGUCCUACUGACAGCUCAUAGACUUCCCAGGUCGGGGCCAGGGAGGAGCAGCUGGAGACUGAAUGGCACGUGUGUACCUGUACCAAGCCCCCCUACCCUCUAUCCCCAGUGACUACUCAGUGCAAGUAUGGAGGAGAACAUGCUGAGCUGGAGAGCCCAGAGAUGCAGGCAGAGGUGAGGCCACUCUAAGAAGCUCAGGGGAGUGAAUUAUGAGCCCAGGGCACUCCCUGUGUCACCUCCUGGUAUCAGAGCUUGAGCAAGAAGUGUCAUGGGGGAGGGGCUGAACCACACAAACCACAGGGCUAAGGGUGAUGCACAUUACUACCAGGGUGACGAAACCCUGUCAUCAGUCAGGACAGAUGGGGGUACACAUGUUGUAAGUCUGAAUCAUUUCUCCUGACUCGCUGUAGAUGUCACUGGUGAGUUUUGAUAGGAAAUAAAACCAGAGAGCUAGGAGAUUGCUCAGGGGAUAAAUAAUGAGAACUCGAGUUCAGAUCCCCAGAAUCGACAUAAAAUAAAAGGUCUGGGCAUAGCGGUGCAUGUCUGUAAUCCCAGCACUGGAUUGUAGAGAUAGGCAGGUCCAUGGGGCUCACUGGCCAGCUAUUCUAACCAAAAAGGUGAGCUCAGAUUCCAUGAGAGACCCUGAUUUUUUGGUGGGGGGUUGGUUUUGUUUUUAAAGUAGGGGUGGAUAAGUGAUUGAUGUCAACCUCUGACCUCUACAUGCAACCACAUGAACAUGUGUGCACACAUACACACACAGACAAGGUAGAGAGAGGAGGGCUGCAGAGAGAGAGGGGACUCAGAGGGCUCAGACCUUGGGUAGACUGUGUGGGUGCACCCUGCCCAGGACAACAUGGCAUGGUGGUGUCCUUGUGCCUGCCUAGGCCACAGCCUUGAGAAGGCAAAUGGCCUCAGCUUCUGGUUCGUUUUUCAGCCAACUUCUGCCUCAGAAGGUUCCAGACCUUCCUUUUUGUGGGUUAAGUCCGUGUGUGCUCAGUGUGCAGGGAAUGUGCAUGCUUUGACCACAGGGCACUUCGGGGCUCCGGUUCUACCAGGAGCCCUCUGUCUGGUGGAGUAGCCCGAGUCGCUGUGUCUGCCUCUUGGAUUCUUUCUGUGUUUUCUAGACUCGCAGGCUGGGGACAUUGCGGGGUGGGACUGGUCAACAGAAGAACAGAGUCUUGUCCCCUGAUCACCCAGCCACAAGAUUCCUGUGGUUCUUCCUCUCGGACACCUUGGUUCCCCAGGGGACAUUUGGCAAUACCUAGAGCCCAUUCUCAUCACAAUUUACAGAGGAGCGAGGACCUAUUGAUAUCUAGUGAGUGGGGGCCAGAGGUGCUGCUCAUCCACACACAAGACAGACCCCGUGGCCAACUGCUAUCCAGCCCCCAAAUGCCAACAGUGCCGAAGAUGGGAGACCGCAUUUAGACCUAAGAGUCCAAAGCAAUGGGGGGUUUGCAAAAGCUCCAGCAGUCGUGCAUGCGUCUCCGUGUGGACUGCAGCAAAUGUGAGCACAGUGGCCGCCCCAAGUUGAGAAAACUUCAAGAGCGGGACUGGACCUUGGAAGCCCACGUGACUUUUCUUUUGGGAAGACCCCUACCUGUGUGGAGACAACCCUACAAUAUACUCAGAAUGCCGAGGUUGAACCUGUCCCCCACCAAUGACUGUGCGUCCAGGACCUCCAGCGUCUGUCCCUUAUCAUGUGCCUGAGGAGCACAAUUGGUGGAGAGUUUCUGAUGAGGACAAGGAAACUGGGGAACAGGAACAGGUGUCAGAAAAUCCAAGUCUCCUUUCUGACCCCCCUCCCCCGUGCCCUCCAGCCCUGCUCCCCAAAGCUGCAGGCAUACUAACUCUUUCUACUGUCUAAAUUCUUCUGGAAUUCUCCUUCAUCACCUGCCACCCACCGAUUCCAGGUCUGUGUGUGGAGAGCAUCAGCCAAGCUUCUGUGUUUUGUGAUGUGUUCCUGGGCAGCUUGUAAACACAUGUAGGUGACAUGACAUUAUUUUAACUGUUGUUCCAGGUUCUCCCCACCCAGGUACCCAGUUCCCCCGUGUAUUGCUGGCCUCUGCUGCAGUGGGGAGGCCCUUUGCUGAUAUAAGACUUCAGUGUGCUCUUCCGAAGUGUGGCGGUGACACCUCCCAUGUUAACUUUCUUGCUGUGGUUGUCAUUUUCUAUUACCAUAAUUAAACAGAAGGGAAGUUUAA